This is a messenger RNA of Strongyloides ratti, 483 nucleotides long. RefSeq lists its product as hypothetical. Bases 1 to 483 code for a protein of 160 amino acids. The record is from RefSeq and is a predicted model, not a curated record. The transcript has a single exon. NCBI's taxonomy places the organism in Eukaryota, Metazoa, Nematoda, Chromadorea, Rhabditida, Strongyloididae.
AUGAAUAUUUUAUCAUUGUUUAUAAUAAUUGUAUUUUUUAUUAUAUUAAUAUUUUCUAAGUCAUUAGAAUUAAAUGACAAAACUUUAGUUAACCCAUCGCUUUUUGAAAACGCUGAAGUACCAGUUAUUUUAAAUGAUGAAAAAGAUGAAAAUACAAUACAAAAAAGGCAAGCAGGACGUAGACGUCGAAGAAGACAAAGAAGACAAACAAACCGGCUUUUAACUGCUGUUGCUAACGUUAAUGCCCAACUUGUUCAGUUACAGCAGCAAUUGGUAUCUCUCCAAAGUCAAAUUUCACAAAUGGCAACACCAGCACCAGCACCAUCACCAGGACAAGGACCAUCACCAGGAACAGGACCAGGUACAGGACAAGGACCAUCACCAGGUACAGGACCAGGUACAGGACCAGGUACAGGACCAGAUACAGGAUCAGGACCAGGAUCAGGACCAGCAGCAAGACCAGGAACAGGACAAACACGAUAG